AACAUAACACAACAACCUCAACUACAACUACAAAUACCAGAAAACCUUUUCCUAGGGUUUACUUUACUUUCCGGAUAACUCAAAAAAAAUAUGUCAUCGAUAACGCCGCCGGCCGAUCCCACCGCUUCCGAUUCCGGCAAAGAAACCGUCAUUACCAACACCACCACCGUUACCGUUACAACACCUACUUCUGAACCCACCGUUACUUCCGAUGCCCUAACAACCACCACUCAGGCCAGUCCACCGUUGGUUUGCCUUUUCCGGUUUGCCGGAGACGCCGCUGCUGGUGGACUAAUGGGUUCCGUUUUUGGUUACGGUUCUGGACUUGUUAAGAAACAAGGGUUUAAAGGAUCAUUUGGAGAGGCAGCAUCAUCUGCUAAGACUUUUGCAAUUCUAUCUGGAGUCCAUAGUCUGGUUGUAUGUUUCUUAAAGAGCAUUCGAGGGAAAGAUGAUGUCAUUAAUGCAGGUGUAGCUGGAUGCUGUACUGGUCUUGCUUUAAGUUUUCCAGGUACACCGCAAGCUCUUCUGCAGAGCUGUGUGACAUUUGGUGCGUUUUCGUUCAUAAUCGAAGGUCUUAACAAGCGGCAGCCCGCAAUGGCCCAUUCGUUUUCUUCCAGGCCCAGAAGAGGCCAACAAGACCAUGGAAUACUUCCUCCAUUGAGCUUUCCUCUUCCAAGUGAACUCAAGGACUCAUUUUCUUUUUUCUGCAAAACCAUUGACCAAAGCUGCAAAAAAGUCAGCCGUCGCUCUUAAUUAACGACUGAGGUUAUAGCUCUUCGUUUCGGAACUUUCGAGAAGUUUCUGCGUGCACUGUCUCUUGUAAAUCUGCAGUGACACGUUGGUUAUGAGGCUCGUUUUUAUGAUUUUCUUGUUGAAAAAUUAAAAUACUUAUUAUGAAUGGCAUAACAAGCUUUUGUUUUUAAAGGUGAAUCAUGUUCUCUUC
Molecule: messenger RNA, 943 nt
Organism: Helianthus annuus (common sunflower)
Lineage: Eukaryota; Viridiplantae; Streptophyta; Magnoliopsida; Asterales; Asteraceae
Product: chloroplastic import inner membrane translocase subunit TIM22-2
Exons: 5
Coding region: 91-753 (220 amino acids)
Biological process (GO): protein targeting to chloroplast; protein insertion into mitochondrial inner membrane
Cellular component (GO): TIM22 mitochondrial import inner membrane insertion complex; chloroplast envelope
Molecular function (GO): transmembrane protein transporter activity
Source: RefSeq, a predicted model, not a curated record